This is a messenger RNA of Linum trigynum, 2518 nucleotides long. Lineage: Eukaryota; Viridiplantae; Streptophyta; Magnoliopsida; Malpighiales; Linaceae. The record is from the annotation of a GenBank genome assembly.
CAACUCACAACAAUCCCCAACUCCCAUUUUUCACACACACAACUUCUCUUUCUCUUGUGUGUGCAUUUGAUAUAGCCAGGGAAUUGGGGGGGAUUCUUCACUUCUCCAUAAAAGGGUUCAAGAUCCCAAAUCCACACUCUAGAUUCUCUCUUACAGAAUCCUCUCAUCCCAAACCUAACUGUCUCUAGCUAGCUAGGUUGGGCAGCAACAGAGGUGGUGCUGAUCAUCAUCAAUUGAUCCUCACCUAAUUAGAAAAUGGCCAAUUGUAUGAGGGAGCUUUGUACUAUUAAUCGCGAGGGAAAGAAAGUGAAUGAUGUGGAAGAUCACGGGGAGGAGUUUGGUGGAGAUUAUGGGGAUGAGAUGAGUGCAGCUGGUACUAUUACGAUGGACGGGACAGUGGAUUGGAAAGGCCGGCCGGCGAUCAAAUCCAAAUCGGGGCAGUGGACUGCCGGAAUCAUCAUCCUUCUGAACCAAGGGCUGGCUACCUUGGCAUUCUUUGGAGUUGGAGUGAACCUGGUGCUAUUUCUUACCAGAGUUCUGCAACAGGACAACGCUGAAGCUGCCAACAAUGUCAGCAAAUGGACUGGAACCGUGUACAUAUUCUCCCUUGUUGGUGCUUUCCUCAGUGACUCCUACUGGGGAAGAUACAAGACUUGUGCCAUUUUUCAAGGCAUCUUUGUCAUGGGUUUGGUGUUACUGUCACUGUCAUCAUACCUCUUCUUGCUCCGCCCAAAAGGCUGUGGGGAUGCCAUAACCCCAUGCGGAGUACACACCAACAUGGAAGUAGGACUCUUCUACCUCUCCAUCUACCUCAUUGCCCUAGGAAAUGGAGGAUACCAGCCCAACAUCGCGACGUUUGGGGCAGAUCAGUUCGACGAGGAAGACCCCAUCGAAGGGCACUCGAAAGUCGCCUUCUUUAGCUACUUCUACUUGGCCUUGAACUUGGGCUCCCUCUUCUCCAACACCAUCUUGGGCUACUUCGAGGACGAAGGCGUGUGGGCGAUCGGAUUCUGGGCGUCUGCUGGCUCUGCCUUCGCUGCUCUGGUCCUGUUCCUCGCGGGUUCGAGCAGGUACCGCCAUUUCAAGCCCACGGGGAACCCAUUGGCGCGGUUCUGUCAGGUGCUUGUGGCGUCCAUAAAGAAGUGCAAGUUUGCAUUGGGAGGAGAUGGCGAUGGCUUGUAUGAUGUUGAUGCCAAAGACGGCUCUGGCAGUGGGAAUGGGAGGAAGAUCCUGCACACUCAUGGAUUCAAGUUUCUGGACAGAGCAGCUUACAUUUCAUCAAGAGAUAUAGAUGAUCAGAAGAGAGGUUACCGUAACCCGUGGAGGCUGUGCCCUGUAUCACAAGUAGAGGAAGUGAAAUGCAUACUGAGACUCCUCCCCAUCUGGCUCUGCACCAUCAUCUACUCCGUCGUCUUCACGCAGAUGGCCUCCCUGUUCGUCGAGCAAGGCGCUGCAAUGAACACAACCAUAGCCAACUUCAAGAUCCCGCCAGCCAGCAUGUCGAGCUUCGACAUCCUCAGCGUCGCCCUCUUCAUCUUCCUGUACAGACGAGUACUGGACCCUUUGGUCGCGAGGAUCAGGGGAACGAGUGCCAAGGGGCUUACCGAGCUGCAGAGGAUGGGGAUCGGGCUCGUGAUCGCUGUAGUAGCGAUGGUCUGUGCAGGGACCGUGGAGUGCUACAGGCUCAAAUAUGCACAGAAGGAUUGCCUGCGUUGUGAAGGGUCGAGCUCCUUGAGCAUAAUGUGGCAGAUACCGCAGUAUGCACUGAUAGGAGCCUCCGAGGUUUUCAUGUACGUCGGGCAGUUGGAGUUCUUCAACGCUCAGGCCCCCGACGGGCUCAAGAGCUUUGGCAGCGCGCUGUGCAUGACCUCGAUCUCGCUUGGGAACUACGUGAGCAGCCUGCUGGUGACGAUGGUGAUGAAGAUCUCGACCGUGGACCACAUGCCAGGGUGGAUCCCGGGGAAUCUGAACAUAGGUCACCUUGACAGGUUCUACUUCCUGCUGGCCGCCCUGACAUCCCUCGACCUGUUUGUGUACAUUGCUUGUGCCAAGUGGUACAAGAACAUCAAGCUUGAAGGGAAGAAUAACAGCAACUCGGAGGAAGAAGAAGAUGAUGAUGAUUAUAGUGAUGAUAGCCACAAGUGUGAAGUCUAAGUUAUGUAACUUGGUCUGUGUUAACAAGUUGAAGCAUCGUAGCAAGCAGUAUAGAUGAAUAAACUGAGUGGAAUGGGUUUCUUUAGCUUCUGCAGAAAGAGGGGAAUGUGUGCUGAUCUGAUCUAAGCUAGGGAUUGGGAAACGAGGAAGGUUUUUAAUGAGAGUGGCUGUAACUUUUGUCAGCAACCCUCAUUCUAGAUCUAGGCCUAGAAAUCAAGUGUAUGAUUAUCAGCAAGUUCAAUGUUCAGAGAAUGAAUUGGCUUCCAUCCUACACAGUACUGUCUUCUUCAAGCGCUGCUGUAACUGCAGAUACUCAAAGCUACUUUUCGACAAACAUGAACACCGAUAAAAGCAUGUAAACUUC